AUGCCCGAACAAAUAAUUAAAUCUUUGAAACUAAUCAAUGUGAAUCCAACGAUCUACGCGCGCUCGAGAGCCUCUCGCAGGAUUUUAACAAAACAAGAGGAGGAGGAGGAGAGCAUUGAUUCUAUUGACGCACAAGAAAUUUUUGACCUGAUUCGAUCAAUCUCCGACCCGGAGCACCCACUAACCCUCGAAGAAUUGAAUGUAACUCAACUCGAUCACGUAAAGAUUGACGACAAGAACAAUCGCAUUCUUAUCGAGUUCACCCCUACUAUACCACAUUGUUCCAUGGCUACCUUAAUUGGAUUGUGCAUCCGUGUGAGAUUGUUGAGAAGUUUGCCGGAGAGGUUUAAAGUUGACAUCAUGGUCAGGAAAGGUACGCAUCAAUCUGAACAAGCUGUGAACAAACAAUUAAAUGAUAAAGAACGUGUGGCUGCUGCUUUGGAAAAUUCACAUCUGCUUGAAGUAGUGAAUCUGUGUUUGUCGACUGCAGGCUUUCGUGGUGAUACCAUUGUUCGUAACUGA
Acaulospora colombiana is the source of this 522-nucleotide messenger RNA. The record is from the annotation of a GenBank genome assembly. Lineage: Eukaryota; Fungi; Glomeromycota; Glomeromycetes; Diversisporales; Acaulosporaceae.